Prinia subflava (tawny-flanked prinia) is the source of this 6760-nucleotide messenger RNA. It is a transcript of the gene ST3GAL6, whose product is annotated as ST3 beta-galactoside alpha-2,3-sialyltransferase 6. Bases 1100 to 2170 code for a protein of 356 amino acids. Gene Ontology annotation, molecular function: beta-galactoside alpha-2,3-sialyltransferase activity. The transcript has 12 exons. Lineage: Eukaryota; Metazoa; Chordata; Aves; Passeriformes; Cisticolidae. Gene Ontology annotation, biological process: glycolipid biosynthetic process. The record is from RefSeq and is a predicted model, not a curated record.
ACUGCUGCUGAGAGCAGAAUCCACCUCUGGUCAUUCCCAGUGACAGCCAUCAAAAAACAGGAGCUGCUUUUCCAACCAAGGGAGCAUCUUGUUCUGAUACAAUGCGAAAAACAUACUGUGAGUUCACUGAAGCAUCAUACAGAAAAUUUUCAGGUUGGAAGCAGUCAGGAUCGUAGAGAUAGAAACAGGAGAGGACAAUUAAAUUAUUAACAAUCCCUCAGAUUUCUUCUAGCAUGAUACACUCCUCUGGGCAAAAUACAGCAUUGAUGCAGCACAGGAUUCCAAACAAACUCAUUUUUUCAUCCCCUUUAUCAGAGGCAGAAUUAUUUAUUUUCUUUUGAAAUAGCAAGGUCCAGCCCCAAAGGGUGAGGCAGGGAGAGAUUUUCCAAGCGCCCAGUGACUACCGCCUGCCUUGGGUGCUGCUUCAUCUUGCUCCUGGCAGCAGCUCCUCGGUAGUUCUUCCCCUGACGGCUUUCCCUGGGCUUCGGCAGGGGCAAAAGUACUUGGGGAGGGAGAAUCCUGUCCCUGCAGGAUCCAACCCCCCUCGACAGACACGCGGUGACGAUUAGUUCCUUAAUUAGAUGGGAAUUCCUGGAGGCUUUGCGGGUCUCCCGCCCCCUCUGGGCCUGUCGGGGCGGGGAGCGGGAGAAGGAGGAAGAACGGCGUCUGCGGCUCCGCACAGAAGGCGCCCAGAAAAGACAGGUUCCUUUCCGAGGGGAAGACGUAGCCCCCCUUCAUCUCUCUUCAAGUGAGUGUCUCCACCCCCUGGUGGGCUUUGGUAUAAAUGGAGGAGGAAUUUCAGCGGGCUUAACCUAAACAUUUGUGUCCAAGCACACAACGUGCUUCCUCCUACGUUUUCUCUUGUAGAUGGGGCUCAGCUGACCAAGCCCUCCUCUUGAAACCUGUCCUAAGCAGCACCGUGCGGGAACCGCACUGGACCUGCCCCAGGCUGCAGCAACAACCCGGGCGGCUCUGAGCAGAAGCGACGAGUUCCGGCCUCCUCUCUGGGAUGAUUUAAGGAUAAAAUAAGCUACUCUGACAACAACCGGGAGAGCAGCUGAAGUUGUCUGAAACCGAAUUUCAGUUCUGUUUAUCAGUCAUGAAACGAAUUCUUCUGGGUUUUAUCCUGGCUGCUGCUGUGAUGUAUGGUAUCCUGCAUGGAAAUCUGUGGAGAAAUAACUUCUAUUGGAUUAGCUUUUAUGGACAGACUUCCUCUGUGAGGGCUUCUCCUUCCUAUGUGACUAGUGGAAUUGAAAUCAGUUACAAUCAGCUGCCACCCACGGCUGUAGAGAGGAGGAAUGCCUUGGACACCUGUCUCCUGAAACCAGCAUUUGAAUCUUUGCUGGGUGUUGACAAAAUCUACCCGUUCCUGUGCGCUAAUGAUUUUAUCAGAGUGGCAGAGUUCCAGGGGAGCAAUAAGUUUGAACUACCUUAUGGAAUAAAGAGAGCAGAGCAAUUUUUUCGUUUAGCCCUUUCAAGACUGCAGAACUGUGGCCUUUCCAGUGAAGAAGACAGCGUUGCCUGUCGGCGGUGUGUUGUGGUCGGUAAUGGCGGAGUACUUCGAAAUAAGACCUUAGGAGAGAAAAUUGACUCCUAUGAUGUCAUAAUAAGAAUGAACAGCGGCCCUGUGAUCGGGUACGAGGAGGAUGUCGGGAGGAGGACGACCUUCCGCCUUUCUUACCCGGAAUCCAUCUUCUCCGAUCCCAUCCACUACGACCCUAACACCACUGUUGUUCUCAUCGUCUUCAAACCACGGGACUUGAAGUGGCUUUGGGAGAUACUUGGUGGUCAGAAAGUAAGUGCGAAGGGCUUUUGGAAGAAACCCGCUCUGAACAUGAUCUACAAAUCGAGUCAAAUCAGGAUUCUCGAUCCCAGCAUCACCAGGAAAACUGCUUAUGAGUGGCUUCAUUUCCCAACAAGGUUUCCUAAGAAGGAGAAACCCAAGCAUCCAACAACAGGGCUCAUUGCCAUUACACUGGCAUUUCACAUUUGCCAUGAAGUCCACCUGGCAGGCUUCAAGUACGACUUCACCAACAGAAAUAGUUCUUUGCACUACUAUGGCAAUGAAACCAUGUCUCAGAUGAUGCAGAAUGAAUACCACAACAUAACGGCCGAGCAGAAUUUUUUGAAGAAGCUAAUAGACAAGAACUUUGUGGUCAAUUUGACGUGAAAGCUGAAUGGAAAAUACAAAAAACAAUCACUAUUUUCAAGAUUUGAAAAUUUUUAUUUUUUGUAUGACAUUUUUAUUUUUUAAGUGCAGCAUAACUGUUUACUGUUUAAAGGAGUCCAGAAACCUCAUCAAAGCAAAAGCUUCUAAGCCUGAGGGUAAUGGACUAUUGCAAACAGAGUUAACUGAAUUUCUGUGAAGCUAUUUAAUAGUGGAAAAACCAUGAAACUUUCAACUGAAAGUAUCAGGGAUAUAUAAAAAUGUGAUGCGCAUCACUUACUUAUCAGUGAGAACUCUUUCCAAAUGAUGAAUUCUCUGGAAUACUUCUGUUUCUGGUGUCCUCCAAAAGAGUUCUACUGUCAGGAGACUGAGAUGACCAGUGUUCAAUCAGUAGGUGGAUGUAAAGUCGUGACUAUCUGUCCUGUUGUAUGAAAAUGGCUUUAAAACUAUGAACUAUGCAUCUAAAUCAUUACUGUGUGUUUUGGAGAAGGGGGAACGUACAGAUUGCACAGGUUUUGCUCUGCCAUACUCCUGAGGAGAGGAUGUCCACCUUCAGCCAAGCAGCCACAGCUUCUGCACUGACCAUCAGCUCUGAACUUCUGCUGGCCUUUGCCAAAGGUGAAGACCCUGUGUCUGGUUUGUGGAGAUGCUGAUGUUGACAACGCUUGUGUUGUACUCAUUUUAUGGAAAAAUCAUACUCCCUGUGCUGUGCAUCCAGUAAAUUUUACAGUUGCUGACUUGACUUAAAAGAAGAGGCAGUGUGAAGACUGAAGAGCUGUCCAAAGUACCUGUGUGUCAUCCCCCAGACCACAACAGAAACACAAGCUUGGACAGAGAUGUUCAUGCCUGAGUUUAGAGUCAAUGUUUGUUGGAGUCCUAGUUCUCUAGGACAGGAUCUCAUGUACUUUUUUGUUUGCUCCUCAAAAACAGGUGGAUUUUUCCAAACGAGGACAACCUCCUUCCUCAGAUGCUGUAAUGCAUCAAUACAAGCAGGAAUACUCCCAUUUUUGGCAGUAGAGUGUGGUAGGGAAUAUCUAGAAUGUACCUCAGCUGAAUUAUCAUUUGGCAUCUGUUUACCUCUUCUGUCUUGAUAUUUAAGUUUGAAGUGUGUGGCUGAACUAAAUCAUUUAACAGUGGGAACAUACUCGAGAUUUUAAUUGAAAUAUUUAAUGAGAUGUUUGUUUCCUGUAUUGGUUUGUCUCUGACAAGCCUGUGAAUAAAUGAAAUCUGCCUGGGAAGGCACUUGACAACUGUUAAAGAACAAUGUGCUGUUCCAGCGCUCUCACAGGACAUCUAUAUAAAGUUUUUAUUUUAAUUAUGGUAGAAUUUCUGGAAGAUUUUGCAGUUAUCCUUAUCAAUCACAGCUGAAGAAAGCACAAAGAAGUCCACUUUAAAAAAGUCUUGGAAGUUGGUAGGAGUACCGUUGUUGCUUUUAAAUAAAAUUACAUAGAGUGAGUAUAUUUAGGAGUAAUGCAAACAAUCGCAAUAUGAACAUAAACCAUGGUAUUGGUUAUUUUCAGAAGCUGAGGAUUGCAAGAGUACUGAACAGGGUUUAUUUUGCUGCAGCUAUGUAGAGGAAUAACCAUUGAAGUAACCAAAGAGUCAUCUUUCCUGUGGAGUGCAGUAGGUGUUUUAAAAUAACCAAACACACACCUUCCCACAGUUCUCAUUUCCAGCUUUAGCUCCUUGGCUCUGCCAUUUGGGAAUUGAGAGGGCAGUAUGGUCUGGAGAGGCGCCACAGCUGAAGGAGAGGAGGCUCGUGUUUUCACCCAGUGAUUCCUGAGCUUUGGUGUGUUCCAGGCAAGCUGGACAUACCUGAAAUAACUCGGGAUGUCAGAAAAAUCUGUGGUAUGGGGUGGGGAAGGAUGGAGGAGCGUCCCAGCAAGGCACAGGGUGUGCUAUGGUGUCCCUUGCCAGCUGCACUCCAGCUGUGUGCAGGCUGGCAGGUGGGAGUGUGAGGAGAGGGGAGCGUGUGGGAGGUCCUGGGGCACUGCAACAGGUGACUCUGGUGGUGGAAAUCGAGGAAAUCACAAUUUCUUUUCCAGCUGGCAGAAGGGCUCUUAAUUUUUUUGUAUUUAUUUUUUCCUGAAAUUUUGAAGAGGUCUUUGCUUGAAAAUCUGAGCACAAACAGGUGGGGUUUCACUUAAGAAAGUAGCAACAGUAUUGUCUUUGUCUCUUCCAGCAUUUAUUUCUCCUGGUUAUUUCAGUUAAUGAAAAGGUUUGUGUGUGAUUCUGCAGCCUCAGACCUACAGUGAUUUAAACUCCUGGCAGCAGUAAUUCCACCUGAAGAAGCUGCUGUGGCAAAGCUUUUUGCAGACACAGCAAAGCUUGGUUCUCCAAGCUCUUGUUGUGGAGGAGCCCCUGGCAGGUCUUAGACUGUGUUGGCAGCCAAGGCUGGCAGAAGGGGGGAGCUGCCCCUUCACCCUCAAAAUCUGCAGCUGCUUCCAGAGCUGGGGCCCCUUGCUCUCCCAAUGGCUGCUGCCACUUUCCAGCUGCAUCCAUGGAACGGCUUGCAGGAUGCAGUCCAGGAGGAUUUUUUUCCAGGAGAGCUGUUGAGUUUGUUCCAGACACUGUGGGGAGAGUUCUUGUGAUGGUGCAGGCUGCAUCCCUCUGCUUCUCCACCCCUGUCUCCACUUCCAGGAGUGGGUAGGGAGCUUUUGAAAAUGUGGUUAUUUCCCUGCUUUUUUUCACCUCCAGAGAUACUCUUCCCACAAAUCUAAACUGAUUCCUUCUCAAAUUUUUCUAGUAGCUUUUCUGAUUUUUGUGGGAGGAUGGGAUUUGGAUUCUAGCUGUACCAGAACAAACAAAAUAAUGAGGGAAAAAAAAAAAGGCAGCUUCAUGUCAAACAAAUGGUGUCUCCCAAACUCUUUGUACUUAAAAAAAAUCCCUUUAGUAUUUUUUACUUUUGCCACAUCAGCUUUUUGAUCUCCCUAAAAUACUGGGUUUUUAAAACAAUGUUUGGUGUUCUCCAUGAAUUGAAUAUGUUCUCUAAGCAUUUAUCUCUAUCAGCUGUUUCUUUUUAUAUCCUAAUAAGCCUUCCCAUUGUAUGACUGACUUAUUUUUCAAAUUAAGCAGUAUUUCCAGGGAUAUUUUUCUCUCACUUCUAUGCUCCUGCCAGGGCUGUUGAGUCCACCACUGUUACUGCCCCAGAGUGACUGGGUAACAUUUUGAAUGAAACCUGUUCCCUCAGGAUCAAGCCAAGAGCUGAUGCUGCUGAUAAACCAUGGGGGGUUUUGUUUGGUUUUUUGGGGGGAAGGGGGGUGGGGUUAUUUUGUUUGUUUUGGUUUUGUUUGUUGUUUUUGUUUUGUUUGUUCAGGGGUUUUUGUGUGUUUGGUGUUUUGUUUUGAAAGCCCAGCUUGCAGGCCAGUAGCUUUUCUCCUCAGUAAUAAGCAGUGAGCCAAGUAAUGAAUUUUUCUCCCCACGAAAUGUUUUGUAGGAUCCUGUGUACACCAGCCCUGUUCCACCACCUGCUUCACGCACAUCAUUCCUGCCACUCUGCUUCGGGGACAGGUCGUGCCUUGGCACUAACUUCAUUCAGACACGAGCACCCGUGUGUAGUGUGUUUCUCAGCAGUGCCCACAGUGUCUCUUCUGUCUGAGCACACAUUUUCACAGGGGUUUUGCAGUAUCCAAGACUUGACUUGGGGCUUUUAGAAUAAAACAAUAAUGCUGACACCAAAUAUUUAGAUAGUUUCUGAGUGUGGGCUGCUCUUAAGACUUUCUUCUUCCUUUUUUGCUGUUCCUGAAAAUGAAAUCUCUGCACUGAAGCAUCUCUGUAAAAGUUAGCCAGUUUUUUUUAUCAUAUCAGGAGUGAAGCUGCCAGUUUUGAAUCCCAGGGUGCUGCCAGCUUUAAUUCUGUGUCUGAUAAUGGUGUAAUUCUGUAGGUCCCCAGUGUCUCCCAUCAUUUUUCUAUCUGAAGUUGGAUUUUCUCCUCCUUACUCUGUUCUUGUUCUCUGGCAGCCUGCUGAAUUUCUAGACAGCAUCACCUUACAGCAAAGGUGCUUCUGCAUUUUAUCUGCCACCCCUCUCAAAGUGCUGCACUGUCAGAAAGACACAGCUCUAAGAUACCAAACUAUGCACAGAAGAGGCAGGAUGACACACAUUGCCUGAAAGCUCUCUUUGGCUCAGCCUUUCAGGAGGUUCCUUUGUUGGGAAACUAUUUCUUCCUCUGCUGUAAUCAUUAAGGGAAGUCACAGACUAUUGCACUAAAUUAUGGAUCUGAGAGUGCCUAAAAGAUGUUACUAAAUGACAUUUCCAGUGACUGUGUAGGUGAUAAUAAUCCAGAAUCACAACUCGGUGUUUAAUUAGCAUGUGGUACUUCUUGUUUCCAAUGCCAUACUUCCCUUUUUAGUAAUGCUCUGGAGGAGAGUAUAAAUACCCUCACUUUUAAGUGGACUCUGAUUUUUAAGAACGUACAAUGCUCAACAUACGUUUUUGGUAUUGGGAAAUACUUAUUUUAUUUGCCGUUUGUCUUAAGUUUUAUAUGCCUUUAAAGUGCCACCUGUAUUUUGAUGAAUUACAGUUGUUUCAAGUGGAAUUUUGAAUGCUACAAAUGGAAGGAGAUUAUUUUCCUGUGAAUAAACUGUUAAAUACA